Molecule: messenger RNA, 2075 nt
Organism: Hippocampus zosterae (dwarf seahorse)
Lineage: Eukaryota; Metazoa; Chordata; Actinopteri; Syngnathiformes; Syngnathidae
Exons: 6
Coding region: 184-1230 (348 amino acids)
Source: RefSeq, a predicted model, not a curated record
GCCUGUCAUUUGUGCUUGCGUCACACAGGUUCAGGUAAGGAAGUGGAACAGAGAAACGGCCGACAUACAAGAAAAGCAGCAAAAGUGUCGAGUUCCUCAUUUGAAAGCGUAAACAGAGAAACAUACGGAGUCAAUUUUCGACAAUUGACCAUCACCUCUACACACUUCACUACUUGUCCGGCCAUGGAGGACAAAACAGCCCAUCAAUGGACCAACAUCAGUCCUGUGAUUUCAGUGGCGCCCAACGAUACGCGCCGUCUUCUGGAAGUCUACGUCAAACGCAGCCUAAGCCUGAAUGAUGAGUCACUCAGCGUCAAGCAUCCCGAGCGCAAACUCAAAUGGGUGACCAUUCCUAAAAGGCAUCGGAGACAUUCCAGCGACCCUUCCUUUCACUUGGCCGAUGAUUUGAACGAUGGUACUUUCCGGUCGCUCGCUCCCGCCGAAACUCCCCCAGCAAUAGUGUCAGAGGGCAAGGUCAGCAAGAAGUCCCAGAAGAACAAAAAGCCCUCCUUGUGGAAGAGCUUCCUGGGUUUAUUCUCACGGAAGAGCACUGUGGAGAGAGCCGAGGACCAGGGGUGUCCAUCGGGCAUUCCAGAGGGGUCCGACGAUGACUCGGACUACACCUCCGUGUGCUUGCCCGCCUCGACUACGGCCUCCUCGACAAAGAAGAAGUCCUCAAAGAGAAAGAGUUUGAAAAGAAGGUUCUCCAAGAGGCGCCUCUCCCUUAUUAUGAACAACAAGAAAGAGGAGUUCAACCCUGCAGACACCAGCAGAGCUGUGGUGAGCGUGGAACCGACCAUCUCCUACUAUGAGAAGGUGUCUGAGGAACUGGAUAAGAUUCUCCACGAGGUCAAGGAAAAAGAUGAGCUGGACACUAUGUCAGAUGAGGAAGUCAUCAACCGGAUCAUUGCUUUGACAAAGGAGCAGGGAGACGCUAUCGACGGCAAGAUUAAAGACAACUCCACCCUGAGUAACUUCUUCAAGAGGAUGUCAUAUUCGUCCUUCCAGAGGCUGGCCGAUGCAUAUUUGGAGAAGGAGGCCUCACCCACGCGCACACAGCCCACUGUCCUACCCACGGCACCGGAGCUGGUCAAGCUGGCCUUUAUGUUGGACUUCACGGCUCGUAUCGCCGGCCUCUCCCGCCAAAACGUUGGGCACAUCACUGGCUUGGGCAACCGCUACCUGCAAGACCGAUUUGAAUAUAAACAAGCAUGUUUGGACCAGCACUGAUGACAGAGGUGGUGACUAUGCAGAUGGUGGAAACAUUUCCAGCAGUUCAAUUAAGCUGAGGAUGUGGUGCAAGUUUCCAACAUGAUUUUUGUUUUUGUUUUUUUCAUUUGUGUUUAAUUAUGCCGGAAGAGCAUAAUUUGCUGACACGGAAGCUUUGAGGACAUUCCAAAGUGAACUUCACCCUAUUGGUUGGCUCUAAUAUUGGAGUGGAGUGGUGCUGCAGGGCUCUUGUGACACAAACGUGAUGUUAUUUUAUUUUUUGUGCCACAAUUGGAAUGGGAAGGUAUAAAUGGAAAAGAAAAAAGCAAAAUCACAGACAAUUAAGUCUGGUCGAAAAAUGCUGCAUCAGAGGUCUUUAAAUCGUGAGAUAAGCUAAAUAUUUGUGGCCAUUGGCCAUUGGAGUACAGAAUCUAUAGACCCUCAUUUCAGUCUAAGACAACUAAAUGCUAUGCAAUUAUUAAAUACUUGUAGUGUUUAUGUGUUAUUGUUUAAAUUUUGCAACUGACAUAAGAAGUGGUACACACACUAAAUUUGCUUUCGUGGGCCAGAAAAGAAUGAUGCAGGGGAACGUAACUAGCCCGUGGGCCUCGAGUUCGAGAUUGCAACCUGAGCUACAGUUAAAACAAUAUAUACGCAGUCUAUGUGUUAGAAAUGUGAUGCUUUAUUGAUUUUGUUGAGAAACAACCCUGUGCAAUAUUGUUUACAAUUCCACAAUUUCACAACUAAGAAAGUGUUAUAUGUUUGUGUUAGUCUUAUUUAUCAGAAGCUGGAAUCAAAUGAGAGAUAGUUUGUUUUUAAUGUGAAUGCUGGCAUUCAUUUUGCAAAUAUAUAUAUAUAUUUUUAAA